Entrophospora candida is the source of this 930-nucleotide messenger RNA. The record is from the annotation of a GenBank genome assembly. NCBI's taxonomy places the organism in Eukaryota, Fungi, Glomeromycota, Glomeromycetes, Entrophosporales, Entrophosporaceae.
AUGUUAAUUUCAUGUACUCGACAUAGUGAAAAAUAUGCUGUUGUAGUUGGUAUAGAUUUUGGAACAUCAGCAAGUUCCUUUGCAUAUGCUUACAAAAUUGGUUCGUCAAAGCCGGAAAUAGUAACCCAUGAUAAAUGGCCAGACCAACCUGGUGGUGGUGUGUUUAAAACCGACACAGCAUUACUAUAUGAUACACAAACUUGGAGUAUUGCUGCAUGGGGAGCAAGUGCAAUGGUUUGUAAACCUGAAAAAAAGAAAAGAAAAAACCAAAAGAAUAACAAUGAUGUUGUUUGCGGCGAUGGUGGUAGCGUUAUAGCGCCUAAAAAAGGAGGAUUAUGGGGUCCUAAUAGUACAUUGCUUAUUGGUGAUAGCAACAAUAUUAAUAUUAAUAGUCCAAAGACAAUAUCAGCCACCAUGUUCAAAUUACAUUUGGCUGAUUUGAAGCAAGAAGAUAAACCACAUUUACCUAUGAAUAUCGACUAUAGAAAAUAUGUAGAUUUUUAUCGUAAUGUCCUAAUAGUAUUAACAGUUCCUGCAACAUACUCGGAAAGAUCAAAAGCAAUAUUACGUGAAUGUGUUUGGCGUGUAGGCCUAAUCGAAUCCAUAAAUGCAAAGAAUCUUGAAUUCACUACAGAACCUGAAGCUGCUGCUAUUGAUUGCAUUCCACUGCUAAAACAAUAUGGAUUAAAGAGCGGAAGUGCAGUACAGUAUGGAUUAGAUAUGAGAACGGUGACAACAAGAGUUUUACGAUACACAUAUGGUGUUCAAGUGUUGGAUAAAUGGAAUAAGAACGAUGAGAGUUGGAAUAAUUUAAAGAUUCAAGGAGGAAUGGGAUAUCUUAAAGGAUUAAAUCCAAUAUUUAUCAUAUCAAAUACAACACUCAAUCCAUUCAAUCUAUCAGUAAAAAUUAAUCCAGCGGCAAUCGCCUGA